Molecule: messenger RNA, 497 nt
Organism: Gorilla gorilla gorilla (western lowland gorilla)
Lineage: Eukaryota; Metazoa; Chordata; Mammalia; Primates; Hominidae
Exons: 3
Coding region: 129-497 (122 amino acids)
Source: RefSeq, a predicted model, not a curated record
GUAAUAUGAAAAAGUUAUUUAAAUUUCACUUCACGUUGUCCUUUUGAAUCCUCGCAUUAAUAAAAUCGUUUUCAGUGGAAAUAUCAGCAGCAAGAAAUAGAAAAUACUAACAGCAAGAUUUUUUUUUAAUGCCCAUAAGAAGAAGCUUGGAAAUUGACACUUGGUUGCUAGGCACGUUUUACAGCUUUGCUGUUUACCAUGGACCAGAGAUAAUUUUCCUUAUGGAGAAUUUACAAGUUUCCAGAUGCAUUAUGCUGAAGAUAGCCAGGAUCCAGUACAAGGUUGGUGUCCCACUACAAAGCAAGGGCCUGCCACAACCAGAUGCAUGUUUCAAUGACAUCGAAAGACUCACCUUGGACUCAUCGCUGACUUGUCAACCAGAGCUCCAAUAUCUGAGUUUGUCAAGAUCUCAAAGGACGUGGAGUGUAUUUGUAUCAUCAUAUAAAGCACGUGAAAUUAUGGUUUUCUCUGUGAAUUUUUCUAAAAGCAUACUUUGA